This is a messenger RNA of Coprinopsis cinerea okayama7#130, 3503 nucleotides long. RefSeq lists its product as hypothetical. The coding region runs from base 1 to 3372 and encodes 1123 amino acids. The transcript is spliced from 11 exons. The record is from RefSeq and is a predicted model, not a curated record. Gene Ontology annotation, biological process: calcium ion transmembrane transport; intracellular calcium ion homeostasis. NCBI's taxonomy places the organism in Eukaryota, Fungi, Basidiomycota, Agaricomycetes, Agaricales, Psathyrellaceae. Gene Ontology annotation, cellular component: membrane. Gene Ontology annotation, molecular function: calcium channel activity; calcium ion binding.
AUGACGGGUAGAAGUGGCAGGCAGUUCGAUUUUUUGCACACUGAGCCCGACACGGACAACGUUGGCGUUCAAUAUGUCCAACUCGACUCGCAUCAAGGCUCCAUUAGGCACGAUGAUGAUUCUCUACCCGACCAACGAACCCCGACCGCCAAUACCUAUGCUCGAGUCCCUGCCGACGACCGCGAGGACCCCUUCGCAGGCCCUCAAUGGGAAGCAGGCCUUUCUUCGGAGACAAUAGAGGCACGCUCAGGCUUACAAUUCACGCGCUCCCAGGCGAAUGCCAACAGUCGCAGCACAGAUUCCUUGGAGGUGGAGCACACGAGAGUCCGCCAAGGUGGUGCCAGUCCUUUCGGAGAUCCUCACCCUGAUGCGAAUGGUGGAUUACCAAAAGCGCUUUCUCCACUGAAAACACGCCAGGGGGACCCGCUGGACCUUUCAAAUAGGGCGCCGCUCAAGCAGGUUGAGGCCCAGUCCCGGCAUCGACACGCUGCAUCCGACACAUCCGAUUCUGACUCGUCGGCGUCGCUGCUCACUAGCUCUUCGACAGAGAAGGUUGGGGAGUUACUGAAGCCUCCGGGUUUGUGCAGCAGGAACUCGAGUUCCUCGAGCAUUGAUAUCCUGAUGCCGAUGUCAGACGUAGAGAGAGGGGCUGAGAGGGAUGAGAAAAGGCACAGGAGGCGAAGCGGGCUGGGACUGUACGAGUUUCCACCGCCGGAAGUUUCGACGAGCGCAGCGGACUCGCAGCGACCCACUGUCAAGAUGAAGCUGCCUGGAAGCCCAGACUACAGGGAAAUUUCGCCAACGCGACAUGGUUUCCACCGAAUGGAAGACUCGGAGCAUGGCCUCAACUCGAGUGCCUUCACGUCUCCCACUGUGACGGAUUAUGAAGACUCGACUGACGAGUAUGAUUGGUCUGGAGAAGAAGAUUUGGCUGACGAAGCCAGCAAAUACGUGGAGAGGAUAGGACAAAAGCCAAAGAAGAAAGGAUGGGGACCAAAGAGGAUCUUCGCGCUUGCCUUUUCCUCACUGAUUGGAUCGACAUUGACCGCAGGCAUAGUCGCCCUUCCCGCCAUCCUCGUCCAUUUUUACUGGUACGAAGCAGACCCCACAGACCACCGGAAAUACGUAGACCAGAAUGUGCAAGCAUGGUUGUUCUGGGUCGCUGCCAACAUCGUCGUCUCAUGGUACCUCGCUAUGAUCAUCGAUCUCGUCCCCGUCAUCGCUCUCUACCUCUUGUCAGCCGUCUGGGGCCACAUAUCCGAGACCGUCAAAACGAGGGUCGAGAUGUACAAUGCUGUCAAGGAUACCUUCAAACCCGCAUUUUAUGCCGCGAGCUGGAUAGCUUCUUGGGUUAUCAUCUUUGCUCAUAUAUACGGCCUGUAUAGUUUGGACGACGAGGAAGAGAGCAGAGCUCCCUACACCGAUAGAGCCUACCAAGUUGUUCUCUUCCUAUUCUUCUUCGUCCUCGUUGUUUGCAUUCAAAAGAUGCUGACCCAUUUUGUCGCAUGGAACUUCCAUCGCACAGCAUACAAAGACCGAAUCGAAUCAGUCGAAGCUUGCCUUGCUGUCGUAGAGAAACUCCAGCAGUACAAACCGAAACGACAUUAUCCCAAAGCAUCGUCCGGGUCUCGAACUCCCAUGUUUGGCUCAAGCCGGUACAGCCAAAGCUACGACAUGAACGUCGUCAAUGCCCGUCUCAGCGCUAUCACUCCAAGACCACCACUUUCACGGUUGGCAUCCGCUGUUACGACUAUCAGCCAACUCGGAUCUAGCGACCAUGGCCACGACGGGGAUGUUGAAGAUGGCGACAAGACCCUGAUUGGCGGCGUUGACGGCAAGAAGAAGUUGAAGAAACAAAGGAAGACAACGAGCUGGUUCAGAAAGUCGAAGAAGCAGACGGACGCAGAGACGGCCAUAUCCCUGCGCGAGUUGGCUACUGAAGAGAAGAGAACUACUCCAACCGAGUUCGAGCGGAUCCAUAUUCACCCUCCUGAUGCUUCGCCUAUUCCGUCCCGGCCUGGUUCUCCGGGGCCUGGAGGUCCCUCGAGGAGUAGGCGAAGUUCGAUUGAUAGUCGACAUAGGAGGAUGCAUUCCGAGGCGGAGGAUCAUACUCUGGUAAAAACGGCAAGGGUGAUCAAGAAGGCCGUCCUACAUGAUGCUCGAAACAUCAGAGGGAAAGAUAGGGAUUUGUCAAGUUUGGCGUGGAAUAUCAAUUCGACGACGGAAGCCAAGCGACUAGCACGAUCCCUGUUUUACCGCCUACGAGACCGUCGGAGAAAGUACCUCAUCCCCGCCGACUUCUAUCCAGUUUUCCCCACCAAAGAGCAGGCUGAAGAAGCUUUCGCUGUUUUCGACACGGACCACAACGAUGAUCUCUCUCGCGCAGAGAUCAAGCGGACCCUGGUUAGAACCUAUCGCGAACGACGGUUCUUGUCCCGAGCGCUGCGCGACGCGGGAGAAGCUGUCAAGACCCUCGAUAGGAUUCUGCUGGCCUUUGCGCUGAUUAUUCUGUUCUUCAUCAGUCUAAGUGUGUUCGGAGUCGAGGUUGGCGAUUCUCUUUCGAGCGUGUACUCAAUUUUUAUCGCCGCGAGCUUCAUCUUCAAGAGUUCAGCGAGUAGAGCGUUUGAUGCGAUUAUGUUCUUGUUUGUGACCCACCCCUAUGACACCGGUGACCGUGUCUUUGUUGACAAUGAGAACCUUGUCGUGAAGAAAAUGGGGCUCUUUGCUACCAUCUUCACUCGUGCCGAUGGAACAGAGACAUAUUACUUCAACAGCCAGUUGUUCAACAAGUUCAUAACUAAUGUCCGCCGGAGCGGAAAAACGACAGAAAUGCUGCAUAUGCAAGUUGCCUGGAAGACCCCACUAACCAAGCUUGAUGCUUUGGAAAAGUGCUUGAAUGAUUGGUUAUCGACGGAGGAAAAUCGUUGGUACCAACCUCAGACUGGAGUGACUUUACAGCACAUUGUGUACCAGAGGUAUCUCCAGUUAACGAUCGGUAUCGCGCAUAAUGGCAAUUGGCAAGACUGGGGCUUGCGCAACGCACGAAAGACAGCCUUCCAUGCUGCUGUUCAGUAUUAUUGCCGUGAACUUGGUAUCACCGGUUACGAAGCACCUAUACCCAUCGUUUUCGACGAACCGGAUGUCAAAUCCUCGCCUGCCCCAGAUGACGAUACGACUUCGAUGUAUACUGCCACUCCUGGUGCAACCGGCGAUCGCAGGUUCAGAGACGAGAUUGAUGAAGCAGCGAAGAAUGUCAAGCCUUCGUUGGGCUUCCUUCCUCCUCUUCCUGAGCGAUCUUCACAUUUGGCAAGGGCUAGGAAGAGCCACAGGAGUAAGAAGCAUAACCUUGGCGCUAUGAAUGCCGAGUGUUAGGCCAUUAUUUUCAAUUCGACAUUUACAUGGACUAUGAAAUACCUUUCACAUAGAGUUUCUAGCAUAUUUAGAAUUCUCUUGCCUGUUGUUUUAACGUACUCUUCAAAUACCACUGGAAUGGAUGGAUUGCA